GCCCAGUGACGCCGCUCCGCUGCAGCCGCUCCCCACGCCCGGUGGACCCUUCCCUCUCCAGUCCACCCUCCCACCCACACGGCUCCCAUCCACAGUGCUGCUGCUGAGCCCCGGGUGAGAGCCACAGCGCGUCCAGCCUCGUCCAGCUCCUCCGCGGGACACGAGUUUCAGCACGAAGCCGAGCGGGGAACAGGGCUUCUCUUUCUGUGUUAGCACCAGGGAGCCGCUCCGGACCUGGAGGAUCGUCCCGGGACUCUGAGUGGAUUUAGGACCAAAAACACAACAACAAGGGAGCAACUCGUGCAGAGAUAAAAGAGGGGGGGAAACCGGCAGCCAACAUGGAGGUGAAGACGUCACUUCUGGACAACAUGAUCGGGGUGGGGGACAUGGUCCUCCUCGAGCCCCUGUCCGAAGACUCGUUCAUCGAGAACCUGAAGAACCGCUUCGAGCACAAUGAGAUCUACACCUACAUUGGCAGUGUGGUGAUCUCCAUGAACCCCUACAGGACCCUGCCCAUCUUCACACCUGACAAAGUGGAGGAGUAUCGCAACAGAAACUUCUACGAGCUCAGUCCACACAUCUAUGCUUUGGCAGAUGAGGCCUACCGGUCACUGAGGGACCAGGACAAGGACCAGUGCAUCCUCAUCACUGGGGAGAGUGGGGCGGGGAAAACCGAGGCCAGUAAGCUGGUGAUGUCAUAUGUGGCAGCGGUGUGUGGGAAGGGCCAGGAGGUGAACAAGGUCAAGGAACAGCUGCUGCAGUCCAAUCCCGUGCUGGAGGCUUUUGGGAAUGCCAAAACAGUGAGGAAUGAUAACUCAUCCAGAUUUGGGAAGUACAUGGACAUCGAGUUUGACUUCAAGGGAGAUCCUCUGGGUGGAGUCAUCAGCAACUAUCUGCUGGAGAAGUCCCGUGUGGUGAAACAGCCACGAGGAGAGAGGAACUUCCACGUCUUCUAUCAGCUUCUGUCUGGAGCCUCCGACGAAUCACUCAAGAAGCUGAAGCUGCACCGGGACUUCAGCAAGUACAACUACCUGAGUCUGGACUCGGCUGCGGUCAACGGGCUGGACGAUGCAGCCAACUUCCGGACAGUCCGAAAUGCCAUGCAGAUCGUGGGGUUCAUGGAGGACGAGGUGCAGUCGGUGCUGGAGCUGGUGGCGGCCGUGCUGAAGCUCGGCAACAUCGAGUUCAAGCCGGACUCGCGCAGCAACGGCAGCGACGAGAGCCGCAUCAAAGACAAGAACGACUUGAAGGAGAUGUGCGAGCUGCUGGGAAUCGAACAGUCGGUGCUCGAGAGGGCGUUCAGCUACCGUACGGUCGAAGCUAAGAGUGAGAAAGUCUCCACCACCCUGAACGUGGCCCAGGCCUACUACGCCAGAGACGCCCUUGCCAAAAACCUCUACAGCCGUCUGUUUAGUUGGCUCGUUACUAGGAUCAAUGAAAGCAUUAAAGCACAAGGUAAAACUCGACACAAGGUCAUGGGUGUGCUGGACAUCUAUGGCUUUGAGAUAUUUGAGGACAACAGCUUUGAGCAGUUCAUCAUCAACUACUGCAACGAGAAGCUGCAGCAGAUCUUCAUCGAGCUGACCCUGCGUGAGGAGCAGGAGGAGUACAUCAGAGAGGGCAUCGAGUGGACCAAUAUUGAGUAUUUCAACAACGCCGUUAUCUGCGACCUCAUUGAGAAUAACAAAAACGGCAUCUUGGCCAUGUUGGACGAGGAGUGCCUGAGGCCGGGGACGGUCACCGACGAGACCUUCCUGGACAAGCUGAGCACAAUCUGUGCCGAGCACCUUCACUUUGAGAGUCGUCUCAGCAAGAAUUCCAAGUUUCUCACGGACCACAGCCUGCCUCACAAUUGUUUCCGGAUCCAGCACUAUGCCGGCAAGGUGCUGUACCGGGCCGAGGGAUUUGUGGACAAGAACAACGACCUGUUGUACCGAGACCUCUCGCAGGCCAUGUACAAGGCCAACCACAGCCUCAUCAAACAGCUGUUCCCUGAGGGCAACCCUGCCAAGGUCAACCUGAAGAGACCCCCGACCGCUGGGUUCCAGUUCAAAGCAUCCGUGGGCACGCUGAUGAGGAACCUGCAGACCAAAAACCCAAACUACAUCCGGUGCAUCAAGCCCAACGACAAGAAAGCCUCCCACAUCUUCACCGACUCCCUGGUGCGCCAUCAGGUGCGCUACCUGGGCCUGAUGGAGAACGUCCGGGUCAGGAGGGCGGGCUACGCCUUCCGCCAGCCCUACGAGCCCUGCCUGGAGCGCUACAAGAUGCUCUGCAAGCGCACCUGGCCCCACUGGCAAGGGCCCGCCAGGGAAGGAGUGGAGGUGAUGAUGAGCGCCCUCCCGGUUCAAGCAGAAGAGUUCUCGUACGGCCGCUCCAAGAUCUUCAUCAGGAACCCAAGAACGCUCUUCUUCUUGGAGGAGAGGAGGAGGCAAUGCCUGCAGGACCUGGCCACGCUCAUCCAGAAGAUCUACCGGGGCUGGAAGUGCCGCACUCACUUCCUGCUGCUGAAGAAGAGUCAGAUAGUGGUGUCGGCCUGGUACCGCCGAUACGCGCAACAAAAGAAAUACCAGAAGAUCAAGAGCGCCACCACCGUGGUGCAGUCCUACACCCGGGGAUGGCAGGCCCGCAAACUCCUGAGAGAGCUGAAGCAUCAGAAGAGAUGUGAAGAGGCGGUCACCACCAUCUCAGCGUUCUGGCACGGCACCCAGGCUCGGAUGGAGCUGAGGCGUCUCAAACAAGAAGUGCGGAAUAAACAUGCUGUGACAGUAAUUUGGGCAUACUGGCAGGGAACCAAGGCCCGGAGAGAGCUGCGGCAGCUGAAGGAGGCGGCGAGGAAUAAACACGCUGUGUCGGUCAUUUGGGCCGGCUGGCAGGGCACCAAGGCUCGCAGGGAGCUGAGGAGACUGAAGGAAGAGGCCCGGCGUAAGCACGCUGUCGCCGUGAUCUGGGCGUACUGGCAGGGACUCAAGAUCCGCAGAGAAUACAGAAAGUUCUUCAGGGCGAACGCAGGCAGGAAGAUCUACGACUUCACCAUCCAGAGGAUUAUGCAAAAGUACUUCCUGGGUCUGAAGAGCACCAUGCCCUCCAUGUCGCCCAUAGACAAGAACUGGCCUGCAAGACCCUAUCUCUUCCUGGGUGGAGUCCACUCUGAACUCCGGAGGAUCUUCCAUCUUUGGAGGUGCAAGAAAUACAGGAGCAAGUUCACAGAGGAGAAGAAGGCAGUGUAUGAAGAGAAGCUGGAGGCGAGUGAGAUCUUCAAGGAUAAAAAGGCUCUCUACCCGAGCAGUGUGAGUCAGCCCUUCAAAGGAGACUACCUGGAGAUCAACAAGAACCCCAAGUACCAGAAGCUCAGCAUAGCGAUGGAGGACAAGGUUCUGCUGGCGGACGUGGUUAACAAGAUCAACAGAGCAAAUGGAAAGGGAACGGCUCGGCUCUUCCUGCUGACUAAGAACAGCGUGGUCCUGGCCGACCAGAAGACGGGCCAGGUGAAGGCCAGCGUCCCCCUGCCGGACCUCAGCAGCGUGUCGGUCAGCACACAGAGCGACGGCUUCUUCGCUCUCAAGCUCAAAGAGGGCUCAGCCUCGGCCGUCAAAGGCGAUUUCUUACUCAGCAGUGAGCACCUGAUCGAGAUCAUCACCAAAAUCCACCGUAUGGGCACCAGGGCUGCCGACCGGGAGCAGCUGGACAUCGACAUCUCAGACGAGUUCCUGGUGCAGUUCAAGCACGACAAAGUGUGUGUGAAGUUCAUCCCGGGAGUCCCCAAGAACGGCAACAGCGUGUCCUGCAAGCGCAAGAACAACCGCCUGCUGGAGGUGUCGGUGCCCUCAACGGCAUAGUGCAGCCCCCCCCACCCCACCCCACCCCACCCCAGCCCAUCAUCCACCUCCUCCCUGCUUCCAGUGCUGCUCCACAGGGCCUCAGACUGGGGGGGGGGGAACACAGAACCACCGCCCACUCCGAAAGAACCAUCACCCCGUUGCCCACCCCUCCCCCCCCCACCAAAAUAAUGACAGUGCAGUAAUUUGGCUUGUUGUGUUGUUGCUUUCCCCUUCAGUCUCUUCCUAUCAGAGUUACUCUGGCACCACUUUCACUGUAAUCAUGUGCCACUUUCUUUAGGCAGUGAAAACCGGGUUGCAUGCCACCGAAAUCUGGUAUUCAAAAAAAAAAUGUUCACUGGUGUUUUUGUGUAAAACUGGGGUCGAGAGUUGAAGGAAAAAAGAGAUCUUGGUGGAGACUUCAGUGUCCCAGCGGUGACGUGGAGGAUUGUUCUGCCUGCACGCUGAGUCGCCCUUCAGAGGAACAUGUCAUCCUUCUCUGAGCCCGGGACCUCGAGCGGCUCGGCCUGCUUCUUUAGAGUUUAGCUUCUCUGAUGAUGAUGAAAGUAAAAAAAAAAAUACUGCACUUGUUCUUCACCUCGGUGUAACCAAAAGAGGAUGAGCGGGGAAGUGAAUUUGAUUGUAUUGAUGUAUUAUUUUCUAUAUAUAUAUUUUCUCUCUCUCUCUCUCUGACAAACAGAAAUAGCACAGCGGGCAGAUGAGACUUUUUUUUUUUUUUCUCGAUUAUCGUGAAACCACUUUUUUUUUUUUCUAUCAAUAAUUCCUACGUGCCAUUGAACAGGUCCCACGACUUGUCACACUAACCACACAGGUGAUCGACCCCAUUCACUUCCUAGUAUUGAUCCAAUCAAGGCCAAAACCAGUUGAACACGGGGUCGAAUCAAGCUUUGGUGGUCGAUUUAUAUUUCGAUCUCCAUUCCCUCGACAAGCACAAGCUUCACUUCACCUGCAGAGUGAUUUCAUAUCCUUCACACUCAGAACGUCUCGUCUGACUCAAACAACAUCCGCUCAUUUUUUUUUUUUUUAUGUGGGACUUAAUUAAAGAUGCUGAAAAGGGCAAUAUAGACAUUCCAGUGGAAAAUGAAAAAAACCCUUGAUACUGAUGUUAUUUUUUUUUUGUGUGCAAUAAAUUAAAACGCUUUUUACUCAAUUAUUCUCCAAGAGGCAGUAGUAAGAGCCCAUAGCAGUCGCCCUCACUGUACCAUAGCUGUACAUAGGCUCUUAAGGUCGUGGCCCCUGGCAUGGACAAAGGGUUUCUCUAGUAUCCUCAUAUUAAUUGCUGUGUUUGUGAAACGGCUGUUUUGUGUUGCUUUUUACUUCUUCUCGCCGCCGCAGCUUUGACGUGUUGUCGUGCUCGAUUCACUCGGAUGUGUCUUUUCAAGACCCCCCCCCCCCCCCCAAAAAAAAAAAAAACGACAUGCACAUGACCAUUGAUUCUCGCUGUAUCAAACCAGUUUAAACUUUUACAACUUUCUAGCGCGCUGACAUGCAAGAAGGAGAAAAAAAAAAAAACUGGUACGCAUACAUUUACACACAAGCCAAAUAUGAGUAUCAAAGAAGCGGGAGGGCUCUAUUUUCAGGUAUGUUUGAUUAUAAUCAUCUGUAUUUUGGAUGUACUGGGUGUGAGUUUUGUACCGACGGUUCCUAAGUCAACCAGCCAAACUUGGUCUAGUGUUUAGUUUUGUAAUCCAGAGUAUCUUGGUUCGUAUGUUCCUUGUAUGUUUUUAACAACACACACACACACACACACACACACACACAGACACACACACACACACAGAAAUCACUUGUUGCGGUCCCACGCGUGGGGACGUUUGAGCCAGUGUUGACGUGUUUGUUCUUCGGGCUCCGCACUGUUUCCACGCAGCUUCGCUAAAGUGAUGUCUCCUCCUCACCCCCCCCCCCCCCCCCCCCCAUUCUCCCUCUCGCUCUUAUCUUGUCUCGUAUUUGAACAAUGGCUAGAGCUGCAAAAAUGGUCGUCUGCAUUCUUGUGUGCCUAAUGUUAACCUAUGCUGAGACAUGCAACAUGGGAAUGUUUCAGUGGAAGUCGAUGUAACAUUUGCAAGUUAUCUCUUUUUUUAAAUUAAAUAAAAAUCAGUAAUGAAUAAAUGUUA
This is a messenger RNA of Platichthys flesus (European flounder), 5953 nucleotides long. It is a transcript of the gene myo1b, whose product is annotated as myosin IB. Gene Ontology annotation, molecular function: actin filament binding; ATP binding; microfilament motor activity. Gene Ontology annotation, cellular component: myosin complex; vesicle; plasma membrane. Lineage: Eukaryota; Metazoa; Chordata; Actinopteri; Pleuronectiformes; Pleuronectidae. The coding region runs from base 339 to 3839 and encodes 1166 amino acids. The transcript is spliced from 32 exons. Gene Ontology annotation, biological process: vesicle transport along actin filament; actin filament organization. The record is from RefSeq and is a predicted model, not a curated record.